UUCUUCCGUCUCCGCUCGGCUCUCGCCUGUUCUUCCGGUGGAGAUGACUGCGGCCGUGGCUGGGAUGCUGCUAGCGGGGUUCCUGCCCCAGGCGGGCCGGCUGCCCACCCACCAGUCUGUUCGCUAUGGCUCCAAAGCUGUUACCCGCCACCGUCGUGUGAUGCACUUUGAGAGGCAGAAGCUGAUGGCUGUGACUGAGUAUAUCCCCCCCAAACCUGCCAUCAACCCAAGAUGCCUGCCACCUCCUCCCAGCCCUCCCCAGGAGGAGACAGGCCUCAUCCGGCUCCUCCGUCGGGAGAUAGCAGCAGUUUUCCGAGAUAACCGAAUGAUAGCUGUCUGCCAGAAUGUGGCUCUGAGUGCAGAGGACAAGAUUCUCAUGCGGCACCAUCUGCGGAAACAUAAGAUCUUGGUGAAGGUCUUCCCCAACCAGGUCCUGAAGCCCUUUCUGCAGGAUUCCAAAUACCGAAACCUGCUGCCUCUUUUUGUGGGGCACAACUUCCUGCUGGUCAGUGAAGAACCUAAGGCCAAGGAGAUGGUACGGAUCUUAAAGAGUGUGCCUUUCCUGCCGCUGCUAGGUGGCUGCCUUGAUGACACCAUCCUCAGCAGGCAGGGCUUCAUCAACUAUGCCAACCUGCCCAGCCUGGCCCUGGUGCAGCGGGACCUGGUGGGAGGGCUCACCCUCCUCAUGGCACAAACCCACUCCCUGCUUCAGCACCAGUCCCUCCAGCUGACUGCCCUGUUGGAUCAGUACACCAGACAACAGUGCGAGGGGGACUCUGUCGCGUCAGCCACUGGGAAGCCAGAUCCUCCUGAGCCUGUUCCAGACUCAUAGCCAGCCUGUCUUAUCCAGCCCUUCCCAUAAAUACACCCUGCCCCUGUUGGCUAUGCUGUCCUCUGUUAGAGAUGUGGAAGAAUUUGGGGUGGGGCGGGGGGCACUUUUUACUUGGCUUCCACUAACUAUGGGCUCCUCAGGUACAGAGCAACCCGGAGAUGCAGAGGGAUGCCAUUUCAGAAUGGAAGCUCCUAAUCAUGGUUUUUGUCCUUGGUGUUUGUGUUCCCAACUUAACACCUGAUAAAAAGAGAAGUCUCUUCCGGCUCUCCAGGUGCGAAGCAGAGAAGCUGAAAAGAUAAGGAUAUUGCCCGCUGCCUCCUUGUUCCCUGUCUCUUGCUGCACACAUCUCCCCAGUCCAUCCCCUCACAAUAGCUCAACUGAGUAAUUGUGCUAAGAAUGGCACCUGCUGAGAGCCUACUGUGUGCCAGGCUUUGUGCUAAGCACUGUACAUGUGUGUUAUGCCUCAGCAAGUCAUCCCCAUUUCACAGAGAAAAUGAAGGAGCAGAGAAGUUAGCCUGCCCAGGAUCAAGCAGUUAGUAAGUGGCAGGACAGGGACUUGAGCCAUGCUUUCUGCUCUGAAGACCGACUCUGAAUUUCUACACUAGAACUUCCUCAUGAACUUACCCAGGAGUGGGCCCCAGGUGUGCUCGGAUGUUAGUUCUCUGCCAUCCUUGGGGUGUGCUAUGUUGUGGAAAGUUUGGGAGCACUGCUUUACGAUGAAGAAAAAUGCAUUUUACUUACUCAGUUUUCCUAUUUACAAGGUUAUCCUCCCUGUAGACUUAUUCUCAGGGUCAUCUCUGUCAUCUCUGUUUCCACUUUUCCUAGAAAAUCCUUCCUCUUCCCUUGUACCUAUUCCCACAAAGGGCAUCUCUUACGUGCUUGUCCCUUUGAAGGCAGCUGACAGCUGUGCCCAGUAGCUAACAUGUUUCGGGUGGUUCAGAACAACAGGGCUGGGGGGGAACUCGGGUUCUCCGUCAAUGAGGGGUUCUGGGAACUCCAAAGCAGGAGGCCUCAUCCAAGGCUUGGGGGACCAGAACUUCCUAAUAAAGGAGAUGGGAUGCUUAACUAGAA
Molecule: messenger RNA, 1903 nt
Organism: Galeopterus variegatus (Sunda flying lemur)
Lineage: Eukaryota; Metazoa; Chordata; Mammalia; Dermoptera; Cynocephalidae
Gene: MRPL10
Product: mitochondrial ribosomal protein L10
Exons: 5
Coding region: 44-832 (262 amino acids)
Biological process (GO): translation
Cellular component (GO): mitochondrial large ribosomal subunit
Molecular function (GO): structural constituent of ribosome
Source: RefSeq, a predicted model, not a curated record